This is a messenger RNA of Fukomys damarensis (Damara mole-rat), 3950 nucleotides long. Its product is annotated as zinc finger protein 709. Gene Ontology annotation, biological process: regulation of transcription by RNA polymerase II. The record is from RefSeq and is a predicted model, not a curated record. Gene Ontology annotation, molecular function: RNA polymerase II cis-regulatory region sequence-specific DNA binding; DNA-binding transcription factor activity, RNA polymerase II-specific. The transcript is spliced from 4 exons. NCBI's taxonomy places the organism in Eukaryota, Metazoa, Chordata, Mammalia, Rodentia, Bathyergidae. The coding region runs from base 101 to 2677 and encodes 858 amino acids.
CUCGACCUUCCUGUUUGACUUCUUCCGGCCCUGCGCUGCGUGGGAAGAACCCUGGGCGACACUCCAGUCCCACAAUGGUGACGGUACAAACUGGGAUGCGAUGGGGGCGCGGUCUGGGGAGCGGCGGGAGCCUGCCGUGGCAGAGUGCGGCUCCCUCCCCGCGUCCGAGGGCCUCCUGGUCCGUGCUGCUCUGCCCGGUGCUUGCCCAUCUCUGGGUCCUCGCGUUCUGUCUUCCCGUGGUGAUCCCGCCGGCCUGGAAGGCAGUCUGAGGCAGCCCCACCCCGCAGCUCCUUGUCCGCCCGUGCGGGAGGUUUGCGGGGAGGCCCGGAUGCAGGAGGCAGUGACCUUUGAGGAUGUGGCUGUGAACUUCACCGUGGAGGAGUGGAUUUUGCUGGAUUCAUCCCAAAAGAAGCUCUACAGAGAUGUGAUGUCAGAGAUAUUUAAGAACUUGGCUGCUAUAGAACAAAACUGGAAUGACCAGCAAAUUGAAAAUGAGUGCAAACAUUGGAGGAGAAAUCUAAGAAGUGAAGAGAGAGAGAAAUGCUGUCAGUAUAAAUUACAGUAUCAACAUGAAGAACUGUUUUUUGGGACUCCAGAUCAUAAUGUGAAUAUGAGACCACUUUUUACAGAACCAACUGAAAGUAUUACUUGUAGAAAUCCCCUGAUUCUACCUUCAUCACUAAAUGUGCCUUUCCUAACUCAUACUGCACUUACAUCAUAUGAAGAUCAGAAAUGUGAACAGAAGUUGUCUAACAAACAUGAACAUUUUCAGUCCUGCGGAGAUUUCCAGUCCCUUCAGAAGGAGGCAAGAACAAACCCUAGAGAGAAACCCUAUGAAAUUAAGCAAUGUGAAAAAUCCUUCUCUGAUUGCACUAAAGAAACUCAGAUCGGAGAGAAGCCCUCUGUGUGUAGGCAAGAUGCUAAAGCCUUUAGUACAACAAGUUAUUUUCAAAUUCAUGAAAAUAAUCACAGUGAAGGGAACGUCUCUGUAUGUAUACAAAGUAGAAAAGCUUUUAACUCUCACCACAGUGUUCCAAUACAUGAAAGGGUUCACACCAGAGAAGGACCCCAUGUAUGUAAACAGUGUGGGAAAACCUUCACUAAUCUUUUUUCUCUUUGUAGACAUGAAAGAACCCACAAAGAGGAGAAACAUUACGUAUGUAAGCAAUGCGGAAAAGCUUUCACUGAUAAAAGUUCAUUUUGUAGACAUAAAACAAGUCACACUGGAGAGAAACCCUAUGUAUGUAAACAGUGUGGAAAAGCUUUCAGCACACACAGUUAUUGUCAAAAACAUGAAAAAAUUCACAAAGGUGAGAAACCCUAUGUAUGUAAGCAAUGUGGGAAAGCUUUCAGCACACAGAGUAAUUGUCAAACUCAUGAAAGAAUUCACACGGGGGAGAAACCCUAUGCAUGUAAGCAGUGUGGGAGAGCUUUCAGGCAACACAUUCAGUGUCAAGUACAUGAAAGAACUCACACGGGGGAGAAACCCUACGCAUGUAAGCAGUGUGGGAAAGCUUUCAGUAGAAAUAGGUAUUGCCAAAUCCAUGAAAGAACUCACACUGUUCAGAAACCCUAUGUAUGCAGACAGUGUGGGAAAGCAUUCACUUACGAUAGUUCACUUUACAAACAUAAAAGAAUUCACACUGGAGAGAGACUCUAUGUAUGUAAGCAGUGUGGGAAAGCUUUUACCUGUCACAGUCAUUGUGAGACACAUGAAAGAACUCACACUGGAGAAAAACCCUAUGUAUGUAAGCAAUGUGGGAAAACAUUUCUUUAUUACAGUUCAUUUUGUAAGCAUAACAGAAUCCACACUGGGGAGAAGCCCUAUGUAUGUAAACAGUGUGGAAAAGCCUUCACUUAUGGCAGUUCGUUGUGUAAACAUAAAAUAAUCCACACUGGAGAGAAACCCUAUGUAUGCAAACAGUGCGGGAAAGCUUUCAGCAGUCAUAACCACUGUCAAACACAUGAGAGAGCUCACACUGGAGAGAAACCCUACGUAUGUAAUCUGUGUGGGAAAGCGUUCCCUUAUCACAGUUCAUUUCGUAAACAUAAAAGAAUGCAUACUGGGGAGAAACCCUACAUAUGUAAACAAUGUGGGAAGGCAUUUGCUUAUGAUAGUUCAUUUUACAAACACAAAAGAACUCACACGGGUGAGAAACCCUAUGUAUGUAAGCAAUGUGGGAAAGCUUUCAGCACACACAGUCAGUGUCAAAGCCAUUAUAGGACUCACACUGGGGAGAAACCGUAUGUAUGUAAACAGUGUGGAAAAGCGUUCACCUAUGACAGUUCACUCUGUAAUCAUAGAAGAACUCACACUGGAAAGAAACCCUAUGUAUGUAAGCAGUGUGGGAAAGCUUUCACCAGUCAUAGUAAUUGUCAAACACACGAAAGAUCUCACACUGGAGAGAAACCUUAUUUAUGUAAACAGUGUGGGAAAGCAUUUCCUUAUUAUAGUUCAUUUUACAUACAUAAAAGAAUUCACACUGGGGAGAAACCAUAUGUAUGUAAGCAUUGUGGGAAAGCUUUCUCGUACUACACUUCGUUUUAUAAACAUAAAAGAAUUCACACGGGAGUGAAACCCUAUGUAUGUAAGCAAUGUGGGAAAGUCUUCAGUACACAUCGAUAUUGUCAAAUACAUGAAAAAAGCCACACUGUGGAGCAACAUGUAUGCAAGUAAUGUGAAAAAGCCUUCAGUUAUUUCAGUAAUCAUCAUAGACUUAAAAACUCACAAAGGAAAAUUAACUGUGACUAUCUGAUGUGGCUUACACUGACAUGAAAGGACUCAGUGAGGGGAAGCUAUCAGGAAUAUGAACAAUCUUCAGUGCACACAACUCUGAUUACAUACAUGGAAGAAUUCAUAGCUGAGAAAAUGUGAACCUGUGUGAGCUAUACGAAAAAUGUAUUUUUCCCAAUGCAUUCAGAUACAUGAAUUUAUGUGGGAAAGAAGCCAUGUGUGAUACCCUUGGGGAAAACUCUUCCAUUUUCCCACUUAGAAAUGCAUGGAACUCACAUUGGAGAGAAACCCUAUUAGAAAAUGUGAGAAAGCAUUUUGUUUCCCAUAACCUCAGAAAAAAGUGGACCACUUAGUAAGCGUAAAUCUGAAAUGUGAGAAAAGUCAUUUUUACAUGACUUUUCGUGCAAACACAAUAUCAUAUUAUGGAGAAACAUAUCAAUCAAUAUAUAUAUUUUUGGAACACCUCUAGUCAUUUUCAUUUUGUUUACAUUUUAAAAGAAUACUAUUUUGAGAAAACACCAAUAUAAGGAAAGUACACAAGUCGUAAGUUGUCCUAUAUGUGAGAAAGAUUGCAACAAAUUCAUGUGAAUGUAUAAAAAUCUCAGUAAUAACUCACUUUUUACACAUUCCUCGAACAGUUAUCAUGUAGUACAAACUUAUCCAAGUAAGUAAUAUGAAAAUGUCAUGGUCAUUAUUUCCGUGCAGGGUGCUCCAGAAAAUAUACAACCAGAGCAGUUAUUCUAAAGUAUAAAUAUAGUGUACUCAUCUGUAACUGACUUUUAAAGUAGAUCUCUGGGUUACGUGUUUGUAAGUUUACUUUUAGGAACAAAUAUGGUGACAAUUCUUUCUGUGAAAGCAAUAAUGCUGGGGGGUUUCAUAUUGUUUUUUAAAUCAAAUUAGGUGAUGUUUAUUUUACAUCAUGACAGAUGUACAGGUAUAUUAAAAUGUAUGCUUAAUAUUGUAGGUUUACUUUUGUUUUUAGUAACUGAUGUAACGAAGCACUAAAAACUGAAUUUUUGAUAGUGUAAUUUUUCCACUAUCUUCUAUUUAAUUGGAUGUUAUAUUUUAUAAUAAUGUUUUAUAUUUUAAAAAUUUCUUUAUAUCUGUUUCAGAAAGUUCAACACUUUUCAAACAACUUACAGAUUAGCAAUAUUAUGUUUUUUUUCCUCUCGUUGAAUUUAUUGGUACAUUUUAGGUAUACAGAACAGUUACAUUC